Molecule: messenger RNA, 1947 nt
Organism: Pseudophryne corroboree (corroboree frog)
Lineage: Eukaryota; Metazoa; Chordata; Amphibia; Anura; Myobatrachidae
Exons: 3
Coding region: 187-1572 (461 amino acids)
Source: RefSeq, a predicted model, not a curated record
CCCGCCCCGGGUGAGUCCCGUUGUGAGGAGCUGGAACGCUGGAGGUGCGGAGACCGAUACCCCGCGCUGCCUACCCCCGUGACGUCACCUCAGUUUGUAACAACCGCCCGCGGGGCAAUUGCGCGCCAAGGCGCAGAUUACACAGCGCGUGUCACAGGGAGUGCGCAGGCAAAGGGGACACGUUCUAUGGAUUCGCUAAAAGCACACCAGGACAUAAGGACGCACCAGCUUGGAUCUGCGGAGCCUCCAGCCUCACAUGAGGAAAUGCUGGAUGAAGAACAUCUUAAAGAGGAUGACUUGGACUUUUUGUGUCAAUUGGAAAAUUCCUCCUUGAAACGGAAAAAUCAUAAGAAGAAGGGAUUAAAAAAGCUCCAAAAAUGUGAAGCAAUUGAACCGGAAACUGAAACCUUUUCCAACCUUAGCGUGAAGAUAGAGAGCGCUAGCCCGUUACAUGACUCCGCCAACAUAGGUGGCUCAUUAAAGAAGAAGAAGAAACGAGAUCGGAAGAGAACUACAUUGGAAUUCACAGAGAACUGUCUGCCGCAGGAAUCAGGGAACGCAAACCUUGCGCAGGAAGCACGUGACCCCUCUCAUUCCUCCUCCGAUGGAAGGAAGAGGAAAAAGAAAAAGCAUCAAGUGCAUUUUGAAGUGUCGUCCUCUGGCGAUCAUUACUUGAGAGAUGAAAAUAACAGGCCGGCUCCAGAUACAUUUUCUGUUAGCAGCAGCUCUGAUGUAACUACCAAGCCCAAACUGAAGGGGGCGGCCACGCGCGACACUGUGACCUCCCACAGAAAGAAGGAGCCUUUGAAGGUCCAGCAAAGCAACAUAGCUGGUGUGGUAAGGUGCAGUACUCCAUUUUCUUCUCCAACGGCUUCAUCCAGAAUGACGUUGGAAGACAAUCUUGGUGUUCCGUGGAGAACAGAAGACAUGAAUAGUGUUUCCGACCACAGCCAAGACCUGUUUAUCACUCAGAAGCUGUUUCUGCCAGCUCGGGUUUCCAGUAGCAGCAGUGGAUGCUCUCCGCCACUCGCUCAGGAACAGGGCCGCUCCGAUUCAAUGCGGCUGUCUUCUCAAUCCUCCGGUUUCGCACAUAGGUGCGGCGAUCAUUCUACUGUUGUCCACGGCCGCUCCGUGGCUUCAGCAGAAAAGUCCACUCAAACGGAUGGUGUCUUCAGUUACCUAGAGCUGAUGAGCUUCCUAAACAAGGUCAAAGUGUUGGAGGCUUGUUCCCAGGAGCCUCUCGACCUCUCCCUGCCAUCUCGGGUCAGAGCCGUCGGUGAUUGCUUGAAUGUCAGCGACAAUGACGUUAUUCUAAUAGAAUCUACGUCACCUGCGGCAGCCCGACAAGCUACAAAAAAAAGCAAGGGGAAAAGAUGGAUUCCACCUAAGAGGUCCCAGGAGUCAAGGAUGGUCCAGUCCGUGUUGAACUCCUCCUACUUCUUCAAAGGCAAAGGAGAUGACAACGAGAAUACUCCAAUUACACCACUGAUAAAGAUGAAGCAACCAUCCAAAAAACGUGCCAGAAAGUCUGUCCUGAAUCAGUCCAAGAAAGAGAACUAUCACACAUGGUAGAUCGCUAUUUCCAUUCUGCAAGAGUAUUUUAUUGUUAUGCAGUUGUACAUUAUAAUUAUCAUUAUUAUUAUUCAUCAUCAGUUUUAAUCUUAAAAUGUAUUCACCAGAUCACAGCGUUUUACUAUUAACUUACUCUGACCGCUGUUCUGGCUUUAGUUAUGUUUAGUUAUGUUGUUUAAUUGCAUUUAUACAGUUUAUAUAAAACACUUUUUUAUGACGCAAAAAUGUAUUCUGCAAAUAACUUUUCAUUAACUUGUGUGCAUUUUUUUAUAUGUUUGCAGAUCCAUUAAACACCAAAAUGAAUAAGUAAACCAUGAAAGUAAAAUCCAUUGUUCGAUGUAACGCUGACAUUCCAAUGCACUAAUAAAGUAUGAA